AUGCGCGUAUACGGAAACUAUCGGGCAGUAGCGAUAGUGGAUCGCAAUGAAGCAAUCUCGGAUUGCGCUGAAGAAGGCAAUGGCACUCUUGGUAUAAGUGAACUCAAAUGGGCAGGAAAUGGUUAUUUCACAUCUGGAAGCUACGAAGUCUAUUACUCUGGCAGUCAAAACACCUGGAUAGACGGAGUGGCCAUCGUAUUAAACAGGAAACUCGUAAAUUCGGUAACCGGAUACUUCCCAAAAAAUAGCAGAAUAAUCUCUAUUCGACUCCAAGAACAACCAACAAAUUUAACAAUAAUACAAAUCUACACACCAGCUACGGAAGCAAAUGAAUCAACAAUCGAUAGUUUUUGCAUGGAUUUACAACAAACACUUGACAACACACCAAAAAAAGAUGCCAUCCUGAUAACUGGACACUGGAUUGCAAAGAAAACCGUAUGCUCAUCACCAAUAUAUGCUUUCAACAACCAAAACGACGAUUACACAUGGACAACACCAAAUGGCCAACAUCGAAAUCAGAUCGAUUAUAUUCUCUACAACGGACGAUGGAAAGCCUCAAUAACAUCAAUCAAAACACGACCAGGAGCUGACCGCGUCACUGAUCACGAACUCCUAGUAGCAGAUUUUCGAGCCAUGCUCAAACAAUAUUACAAACCAACACUAACAGCAAAAUUCGAUGCACUCAAUCUGGUCUACAAAGAUCUUGAAGAAUUAUGGCAAGAAAUACGUGGCACAGUAAACGACGAAAUGCAAAGAAAUAUCCCGGCAGUUCCAAGGAAAAAGAAAAAUAACUGGUUAUCGUCAAGCACCUUGGCAAUCGCAAAAGAAAGACGAGAAGCUAAAGUAAAUGAGAACAGACAAACUCUCGCAAAACUUAAUGCCGACUUUCAACGCGCAGCGAGAAUAGACAAGCAAAAACAAAUCAUCGAAGAAUGUGAAAAGUCACGAAAAGCUCUAGCCGGUACUAUUGGAAAUGGGUGUGCCAAAGCAUUUGAUCAUUCUCAUGAAGAACUUAUAUACCAACCAACAAGCAACGGUGAAAUACAGACUAUGGAAAUACCAACUAGUUCAACAUUGGAAAAGGUGCUUCAAUCAAAAGUAAAUAAUGCUCGACGAUCACUCGUUCUUCGGAAGAAACAUGGAGUACUAGCUUACCGACGAUGCCUGCGAGGGAGCGAUCGUGCUUUAUCUAACUCAACAAUUGACGAUGUGGUCAAAUUCUAUCGUGAAGAUGGUAUCAGUCGGACCUCAUACAAUUCUAAAGACACAAUUGAAAUAAAUAGAGAAACAGUGGCAGUUCGAUUUUUAGAAAUGACUGUCUUGGAUGCGUACCAAGUGUUCAAUGAAGGUCGUCUGGGAGCUGUAUCAAGAUCUACCUUCAAUGCUCUACAGCCACGAGACGUUGAUUUCUCAAUGAACUAUGCAUUGAUACAUCAGCGCGAAGUUCAACAAAGAUUUUUUAGCCAACAUCAAGUCACUUUAUUUACAAUACGUCUUACCAUCGGUAAUGAACAGCGAAAUUUAGCAAUCAUCAGCAACUAUAUGGAACAUACGACAGCAUUUGUGCAUUGUGCACAAAAAAUUCUCGCUGAAUUUAUAAAGAAAAACUUUCCAUUAAUAGAAAAGGUGAACUAUGUUAGUGACGGAACAUCUGCCCAUUUUAAAAAUAAUUUCAGCAUAUUCAAUCUGGCCCAUCACAAAACCGAUUUUGGUCUAGAUGCUCGUUGGACAUUUACCGCUACUGUACACGGCAAAAGUGCUGGUGACGGAGUGGAUGCUCUGUUGAAAACCACCGCCAGGCACACUACACUUAUUAAGAACAUUCUCAUGUCAAAUUCAAAAGACUUCUUCGAAUUUUCACAAAAACAACAACUUGAAACAGCAAGGAGAUCUAACAAAGAUACUCCUGGUGUUCAUGUCUUCUAUCUAGAAUCGGAUGAAGUAGAAGAGGUUAAGAAGAACUAUUUGAAAAGUAGCAACGAAAAACUUCGAUUAGCAGGUACAAUACAAGGCGUUCGUAGUACGCGUGCAUUCAAACCGAUUAGUCGUUCAACAGUUCAGUAUAAUAUAACGUCUCGAUCAACGCAGACAAAGACUUUUACGUUCAAACAAACUCCUUUUAUUUUUCAUUUAUCAAUCAACGUUUUUGCAAUCAGUCUUGACCUUGAUACCUAG
Messenger RNA from Adineta ricciae, 2175 nucleotides. NCBI's taxonomy places the organism in Eukaryota, Metazoa, Rotifera, Eurotatoria, Adinetida, Adinetidae. The record is from the annotation of a GenBank genome assembly.